AUGAUGCCGGGCCCUGGUUCUCUCUCGAAGACGCCAUUCAGCUUGACCACCGCCGAAAUGCGCCUGCUCGCUUUUGCGUACGCCUAUGUGGAUGAACACGGCAAGCACGAUUACAAUAAGAUUGCUGAAAUCGCCAACAUUGGUGUGAACAGUGUUCGCAGUGGGCUCCGAAAGGCUAAGGCAAAGAUUCUCAAGGCCCUCGGAGAUUACCACCCUUCGAAGUCCGGUCCCAAGCCUAAGCGUCGGUCCGUUUCCGACGACGACAACACGUCUCAGGCCCUCGUCCCGUGUGACGACUCCGAAGAGGUCCAGGCUUAA
Penicillium longicatenatum is the source of this 318-nucleotide messenger RNA. RefSeq lists its product as uncharacterized. Lineage: Eukaryota; Fungi; Ascomycota; Eurotiomycetes; Eurotiales; Aspergillaceae. Bases 1 to 318 code for a protein of 105 amino acids. The transcript is spliced from 2 exons. The record is from RefSeq and is a predicted model, not a curated record.